AUGAACAAUUCAUUGGAUCAAGACUUUGAGGAAUUUAGAUUUUCAAACCAAAACAAAAUUUGUAAAGACGAUGCAGUGGAUGAUUUGCAAAAAUUUGAUAAACAUAUAGAUGAUCAAAAUUCAAUAUUUUCAUUACGAUUUUCGUUAUUUAGCUGUGAAAUUUGUAAAAAACAAUUUGUAACAAAAAAACAAUUACGUAUUCAUAUUCAUACGCAUUUAGGAAGACCACGCAUAGUUUUAAGGAGAGUUACAAAUCUAAAAAGUUUUAAGAAAAAACACAAUAAUACAUAUUGGCUAGAUCCAGAGAAAAAGGGUUCUCUAAAAUUAACAUUAAAAAAACAAAAUUUCACUGAUUCUCUGAAACUUAAAUUGAAGAAAUCAUCUGAAUCAGAAGAUUUUACUGUCGUGAAAAGCAAUAUUAAUUUGGGAACAGAAAAUCACAGUCAAAGAGACGUGGCUGGAGCAAAGGAAAAUGAUCAAAGACAUGAAAAAGAUACAGAAAAUUCAAUUAAUCAGCCGUUUGAAAACGUGAUGGUAGAGCAACAGGAUGAAUAUGGAAAUAUUAAAUUUAAUACCGAAGAACAUAAUCCACUGGAAGAAAAUGAUAGACCACCCAUAGAUGUCAAUGAGGGUGAUUCAGGUGUAGGAAGUGAUAUGGCAAAUCCCUCUGAAAAGGAAGAUCAAAAUGUUGAUGACCUACAAAGUUCAGAUCAAUAUGACAAUUCAGAUAAAAGAUUCUCUGAAACAGAAGAUCAUGAAGAAUCAGAUGCAUUGGAAGCAACAUGUAGAGAAACAAUUGAAAACUUGAAAAAACUUGGUGAACAAUCUGGAUCUAGAUCUAUGAAUCAAUUAAUUGAAAAUUCAGGCAUUGAAGAAGAUGAUGAUAGAGGUCAUGAAUCCAAUAUGAUACAUAAUUUAGAAGAGAAUCCAGCUAUUAGUAUUAUUUCAAAAUCUGCUACAUUUUCAAAUCAUACAACAGAUUGUACAACAGUGUGUGAAGAUGAAGAUAAACCCGAAGAAUCAACAGAAAGCACAGCUAGUUUUAAUUGGAGUCAAUUGUCCACUAAUAUAUCAAAUAAGAAUAAUGAGAAUUCUAAAGAAAAUGAAGAACAAUCAGACCAUGGGGGUGAUAAUAACAUUGACAAUGCUGGAUCUCUUUUACAAAAUUUGAUUGAACAUCAGAGGCAUAAUCAAAAUGAAACAUUAAAUAAUUUACCACCAGAAACUGAAUAUGUUUCUCUUGAAAAGUUAGCUGAAACUGUUAAUACUUGUCGUGUUUGUAAUGAAAAAUUUAAGGAUAUUGCUCAUUUAGAUGAGCACAGAAGCAAAGCUGGACAUUAUCAAUGCAAUAUUCCAGAAUGUAUUAAUCUUAUUUUUAAUUCACCAUUGGAGGUUUCUAUGCAUAAAGCUCAAAUGCAUGGAACGCCUCUUUCUCCUAGCGUGAGCCAGUUAUCUCCUCAUUUAAAUACAAGUUCGCCUCAUUUGAAUCAAAAUUCACCCCAUUUGAGUCAAACAUCUCCGCAGUUAAAUACACAUUCUCCUCAUGCAGUAUCAAUGGAAUCUCCAAAUACACCAAAUUCGCAACAAAUAAAUAGGAAUUCUCCUUUAACUUCUCCGCAUCAAACAAAUUCACCCACAUAUAAUACAGUAGCUAGUACUGGACAGCAAAUAAUACCACCUGUUAAUUUUGAACAACUACCUGCACCUGUUCAACAAUUAGCUCAACAAGUACAACGUAUGCCACUUCCACAAACGCAAAUGCCUCCAAGUCUUCCACCAGGUGCAAAUACAAUGAUCCCUGGUCCAAAUUUUGUACAGCCACCAGGAAGACCACCAUUGUAUAGAGUUCCUGGUCCACAGGGCAUGCAUUAUCCUCCUCAUAUAGCACACCUAUAUCCGCAAUAUGGACCGGGUCCAUAUCCGCAAAUGACUGCACCACCACAAAUGCAUUCUCAAUUGCCUCAACAAAUUUCACGUGGAAGGUAUCCUACUGUUGCACAAAGUAAUCGGGCACCACGAGUUCCACAAACGGGAUCAACUCCACGGCAACGUAUGAAACGCCCUAUGCAACAAUCAAUGCAAGUACAACAAAACAAUUCUGCAAUAAAACAACGAAGAAUGGAUGUUUUAUUGCCAGAUAGGAAUGAAGAUGCAGAUUGUCAUGUCAUUGCGCAGCAGAAAAGAAAUGAUGGUUUACCUGUUAUACAAAAUGUUCAAGGUGCUACUACUCAACAGACAAGCAGAAAUGAUUCUACUAUACAUCUUACGGAUUCCAUAACUCUUAGUGUUAGACAACCAGGUUCCGCUCCAGCUCAAGUGCAGAACACAUCAGGUGCUAGCGGCAAGAAGUCUGAUGCAAAGGCUGUGGCUAAUGUACUGGCAGCCAGAGGUAUUACUGUUACUCCAGCAGCAAAUAAAAAUAAAUCAAGUGAACAAAACAAACAGCAGAUACCUCCUCAGCAACAGAGGACUACAUCUUCACAGCAGCCUUUAAAUGUUACAGCGCUCACUCUGAAUUCUGCUAUUUCUAUCAUACCAGCUAGUUCACAAAAACAACAAGAACAGGGUCAGUUUGCUGUUCCUCACAAUAAACAAAACAAAACAGCGGUGAAUGAAGUGGAAAGACCACCGAGACCUCCUACCGUCGAUUUAACGCAAGAUGGUCCACCACAAAUACCAGUAGUUAGACGUGGAAGACCUCCACGAGCAUUGCUUACUUGUCAAGUAUGUGAUAAAAAUUUCCAGAAUCAGGAAAUGUUAACUCAACAUAUGGCUACCCAUCGUGCACCAAGUAAAUUACUUCACAAGUGUAAUCUUUGCCCUGCCCAAUAUCCAACAGUUCAAGCGUUAACAACGCACAAACAAGCGUAUCAUAAAGAAGUUGACACCGUAGCACAAAAUGGUGGUGCAGAAUUAGCAUUGCCAGUUGUAGAUUUGAAAUCCCCUCAUGUGUUGAAUCGUUUAUCAAAUCUUGGUAUACAAAGUUAUAUUCCGCUGUCGCAGCUUAGUGCUCAAACGGGUGGAUAUUUUGGAUUACCUAUAAUUACAAUAGACGGUGCACGAAAUCCUAAUACUUGUAAUUUAGGUGCGCUUGGUGCUACAUCUAUUCUAAGUCUGGGCCCUCUAAAGCAUUUGUCAAACAGGUAACUGUGGACAAUUUUACAUUUGUCCUAUGUUCUUAUAAAUAUCAUUAUAUUGUCUAUUUAUUAUAAAAAGCCUUUAUUUUCUUUGUUUUCUAGAUAGAUCAGGUAACAUAAAUUCAAUCUGUUUAAUAAUUUUACAUAACCAAUUAUUUCAAUGCUUUUUUAAUUUUUUUUUCUUUUAUCAUUUUUUAUUUUUCUGUUUUAUUUACAUAAUUAUCCUUAGUUUAUAUAAUCCUAAAGCAAUACAGUAUUUGUAACGAGAGUUGGAGAAAUAUUCGUGUUAAUUUAGAACGUAGAACAAGAUUUGAAAUACACAAUCAUUAUGUGAAGAUAGAAUUGAUGAUAUGUAUGUCAUAUAGUAAAUAUAUCAUUAUGAAAAAGUUGCGGGAUUCAAAUUGCGCAUAAAUCAUUGCCACUAUUAGUAUAUUUUUUUUAAUAAAGACAUA
Apis florea (little honeybee) is the source of this 3589-nucleotide messenger RNA. RefSeq lists its product as uncharacterized. The record is from RefSeq and is a predicted model, not a curated record. Lineage: Eukaryota; Metazoa; Arthropoda; Insecta; Hymenoptera; Apidae.